UCCCGGCCCGGAAGCGCUCGCGCCCGAGAUCCCCGGGUGACCGGGUAGCGAGCUACCAUCUCGAGCGAGCGCGGAGAUUGCAGGGGGUCCGUCUAGUAUCGCGCUCCCCGCAUCCGCCGCCAUGGCCUGGACCAAGUACCAGCUGUUCCUGGCCGGGCUCAUGCUCGUCACCGGCUCCAUCAACACGCUCUCGGCAAAGUGGGCGGACAACUUCGUGGCCCCAGGCUGUGGAGGGAGCCAGGAACACAGCUUUCAGCAUCCCUUCCUCCAGGCAGUGGGCAUGUUCCUGGGAGAGUUCUCCUGCCUGGCCGCCUUCUACCUACUCCGGUGCAGAGCUGCGUGGCACUCAGACACCAGCGCAGAUCCCCAACAGCCCUUCAACCCUCUCCUUUUCCUGCCCCCAGCCCUCUGCGACAUGACAGGGACCAGCAUCAUGUAUGUGGCCCUGAACAUGACCAGUGCCUCCAGCUUCCAGAUGCUGCGGGGAGCCGUGAUCAUCUUCACAGGCCUGUUCUCGGUGGCCUUCCUGGGACGGAGGCUGGCGCUGAGCCAGUGGCUGGGCAUCCUUGCGACCAUUGCCGGGCUGGUGGUGGUGGGCCUGGCCGACCUCCUGAGCAAGCACGACAGCCAGCACAAGCUCAGCGAAGUGAUCACAGGGGACCUGUUGAUCAUCAUGGCCCAGAUCAUCGUCUCCAUCCAGAUGGUGCUGGAAGAGAAGUUCGUGUACAAGCACAACGUGCACCCACUGCGGGCGGUCGGCACAGAGGGCCUCUUUGGCUUCGUGAUCCUCUCCUUGCUGCUGGUACCCAUGUACUACAUCCCCGCCGGCUCCUUCAGCGGAAACCCUCGCGGUACCCUGGAGGACGCGCUGGAUGCCUUCUGCCAGGUGGGCCGACAGCCACUCAUCGCGCUGGCGCUGCUGGGCAACAUCAGCAGCAUCGCCUUCUUCAACUUCGCGGGCAUCAGUGUCACCAAGGAGCUGAGUGCCACCACCCGCAUGGUGCUGGACAGCCUGCGCACCGUUGUCAUCUGGGCGCUGAGCCUGGCGCUGGGCUGGGAGGCUUUCCACCCGCUGCAGAUCCUCGGCUUCCUCAUCCUCCUGGCAGGCACUGCCCUCUACAAUGGGCUGCACCGCCCACUGCUGGCCCGCCUGUCGAGGGGCCGGGCCCCGGCCGAGGAGGGCGAGCAUGAGAGGCUGCUGGGGGGCUCUCGGACUGCCAUCAACAAUGCCAGCUGAGCCUCCUGCAGGGCCUCUGCCGCCACCCGGAUGCUCCUUGUUCCCCCUGAGGCUGAGGCCACAUGGGCUGGUGAACCUCAAGUGCUUUGUCCCCAAGGCCUCACCCCGCCCCCUCCCCACUGACCCCCACCCAGGGCAGCCACUGCCACAACAUCCAGGUCUUCCUUUGUCACCAGCCUGUGCAGAGAGGUGUUACCCAGCCCCCUCUGAGGCCUGAGUGCCAUGCCCAGCCCCUGCCAGGCUUCCCCAGACCCCCAAACCCCCUGGAAUACUAGAACUAAAUCAUGGGGUAGAAUUGAAGCAGCCCUAGGGCUUCCUCUUAAGUCAUAAGCUAAAUGUGGUUCUCCCAGGAAGAGAGGUCAGUGAGCAAAUUCUACCAAAACUAAGCACUCUGUUUUCUAAAACUUGUAAGAUAUUCCCUAACUCUGGAGACUGAAGUUUCAGCUGGGGUCUUGCUGCAAAUGCUGUGUGCUCCGCAGCCCUGUACCAGGUUCUUCUGGGCCUUGGCAUCCUGCUCUGUACAAGGUGUCCAUGGUGUAGGACCAACCUGGGGAAGGAGGAACAGCCCGUUUAUUGGAAAUGCCUCCUGCCCACGGUGCUGCUCCUCCUCGGUCACACCCCCGGGCCUCCCCACCUUGGAGAGAUUACGGGGGGUUUCCAGGCAGCCCUUGAUAACAGUUUUUAUAAACUCUGAUUCAUUCAGCUUCCAUUUUAAAGCUGAGGAAGCUGAGUACCAGAGUUUUGUUUGGCCAAAGGGCUCUCCUGCCCAGGGCUCUGGCCAUGCAGCUACAUGACCAGGCGGCAGGCUGGGGUGUCGAGGGCAUUUGGGCCUCAGCUCCACCCCCAGCACCCCCACUCCAUGGAGAGCCCUCCAGGGUGAUGGGUCUCCCAGGAGUCUACCGUUCAGAGUGAUGCUGCUAUCCCAGGUGCAUAUUAGUGCAUAACAGUCUGCACAGGCAGGUGCGGAUGAGAAAACUAUGACCCGGAGAAGGUCAGGUGAUGUCCUCAUGGAGCCAGUAUUCCAAGUGCGGGUUGCCUGAUUCCAAACCUGUGGCCCCACCUGCAAUACGAGUGUCUCUGGGAUCUUUGGGCGGGGGUACAUCCUGUGCUCUUGUCCUCCAGGUAACCCACCCCUGAAGAGAGGGAACUGGUAGCAGGGACCCCAGGGAGCUGAGCACCCCUUCUUUCCAGUGGUCCUCACUCUGUGGUAGUUUCUGGAGCCUCAGUUCACUCCCCUGAGCAGCUCGAUCAUGAAAACGAAACACCAAAUGCCUUCUUUAAAAUAGAUCAUGGGGAAGGAAUCUCUGACCAGCAAAGCCCUCGGGCUGUGGGGAUCCAGCAGGUUCUCACCAAUCCUGUACCCCCAGCUCUGAGUCUCAGGGGUCCCUGAGCUCCUCUGGGCCAUGGUGUGUAUCACAGGAGGGAGGAGGUGGGGACUAUAGCUGCUUGGGGGGCUUACAGUGUUGUUUCAGGGGUUUUAUUUUUAAAAAACAAAGGGAAAUAGGCAAUACGGACUUUUUUCUUAGUGAGAAGGAAGAAACACAAGGGUUAGGACAUUUCUGGAGGUGAUGUCUAGAAUGUCAGAGUGGAAAAACUCUAAUGCACCAGAAAAAUCAUCCAGCCCCAACCCCCAUUGUUCACAUGAAGAAGUUGAAGCCCAGAGAGGAAGAUUUGUCAAGAAUGCACAGAGCCAAGGACUGGCAAAGACAGAUGUGCUGGUUCUCAGGCCUUUCCCAUCCCAUUCUCCCAUCGGAGGAGGGCUGGGAGCCUGAGCUAAGAGUCCAGGACUGGCUAAAGAAAACAAAUCAUGGACCAAGUGGAUUUUAGCAUUGAAGGGUUGUGGAGUGAGGGGCAGCAGAGCAUGGGGAGGGAAAUCAUAGUCAGGCCUGCCAUCCAUGCAGGCACCUUGCUUUAGGUCUUCACAUCUCUAAAAUGGGGAGGCCUAUGUCUCACAGGAUGGCUGUGGGCAUUAACCUAAGAUAAUAAAUGGAAAGUACCUGUAAAUGCUUGCAGUGGAGUGUCCUGUUAGGCUGCUCUGCCCACCAGGGUGGCUGAGGUCCCAGCAGAGCCCUGGCUCAUCGGCUUUGCUUGGGGGCGGGGAGGGGGGGAUCUUUUGUAACACUUGCGGAGUAGAGUGCAAACCUCAUGUCGAUUAUAAGAUAAAACAGGA
Messenger RNA from Capra hircus (goat), 3407 nucleotides. It is a transcript of the gene SLC35F6, whose product is annotated as solute carrier family 35 member F6. Bases 122 to 1237 code for a protein of 371 amino acids. Gene Ontology annotation, biological process: transmembrane transport. Gene Ontology annotation, cellular component: membrane; intracellular membrane-bounded organelle. The record is from RefSeq and is a predicted model, not a curated record. Lineage: Eukaryota; Metazoa; Chordata; Mammalia; Artiodactyla; Bovidae. The transcript has 6 exons. Gene Ontology annotation, molecular function: transmembrane transporter activity.